CUUACAUCACAGCACCACAAUUUCAAUGCUUUGUCAGUAUGCACUUCUAUCUGAUGAAUAUUUAAUGAGCGUUGAACCAACUAGUGAGGUUACGCCUUUGUGACCAGAUGUUCUUGCGUUCAAGUCACUGCAAUAGCCUACUUGCAACUCAUGACGUGUUUGUAGGUCAUUUUGAACCAAGAAAACCAUUCACAUUUGGUCCUAUGUAUUGUGGAUUCUUUAUUGUCCAACUAUCAUGUGACACUGGGUAUAAAUUAAGUGAUUCUCUAACUAUAGUUCUCAUACCGUUUUCUCUGCAAGAACAUCCAAGUUACUUGCACCAUGAAGGCCUCGAACUACAAUUGUUUCUCUUUCUUUGUAACCAUCUCAAUGUUAGCUUUGGCUGCAAGUUCUCAGUUAACAACUAAUUUCUACUCAAAGUCAUGUCCUAAUCUUCUCACCAUUGUACGUAAACAAGUUAUGAAUGCGGUCAAAACCGAAACAAGAAUGGCGGCUUCUUUAAUUCGUCUUCACUUCCAUGAUUGCUUUGUGAAUGGUUGUGAUGCAUCACUUUUACUUGAUGGAAGUGAUAGUGAGAAGACUGCUCUGCCGAACAAUAAUUCCGCAAGGGGAUAUGAGGUGGUUGAUGCCAUCAAAAGUGCUGUGGAGGGCUCAUGCAGUGGAGUAGUUUCUUGUGCUGACAUUUUGGCCAUAGCUGCCCGUGAUUCAGUUCUCUUGAGUGGAGGACCAUCAUGGAAGGUCUUGUUAGGAAGAAGGGACGGACUUGUGGCUAACCAGUCAGGAGCUAACACAAUGCUACCUGCACCCUUUGAGACAGUUGGUAACAUCACCCUCAAGUUUCAAGCCGUAGGCCUCAAUGUCACGGAUGUCGUGUCCCUUUCAGGUGCUCAUACAAUCGGAUUAGCAAGUUGUGGAACAUUCGGAAACAGAUUAUUUAACUUCUCGGGGACAAAUGCUCCUGAUAGUACGUUCUUGGACCCCAACAUGGUAUCCAGCCUUCAGAAUCUAUGUCCUGUCAAUGGAGACGCUAGUCGGACAACACCUCUGGACUGGAACUCGACUGACCUAUUUGAUACUCAUUACUUCCAGAACUUGAUUAAUGGGAGGGGUAUUCUGGAAUCUGAUCAAUUCCUAUAUUCGAGUGAUCAGGGUAUUUCAACUACACGAAGUCUAGUAGAACUCUACAGCAAUAACACGCAGCUUUUUUUCAAUGAUUUUGCAAAUUCAAUGAUCAAAAUGGGGAAUAUACAACCCCUCACCGGAUCAGCUGGACAGAUUAGGAAGAACUGCAGGGUUGUUAAUUCAUAGAUUCUCUAUUUUUAAGAUUAUGUAAGAUAAGUUGUGAUCAACUAAUUACUCAACCUUGUUGGAUCUAUACUGCAAGUUAUGAAUAAAUGAAGUGUUUUCUCA
Messenger RNA from Erigeron canadensis, 1410 nucleotides. RefSeq names its product peroxidase N-like. The coding region runs from base 322 to 1308 and encodes 328 amino acids. Gene Ontology annotation, molecular function: heme binding; peroxidase activity. Gene Ontology annotation, biological process: hydrogen peroxide catabolic process; response to oxidative stress. The record is from RefSeq and is a predicted model, not a curated record. Lineage: Eukaryota; Viridiplantae; Streptophyta; Magnoliopsida; Asterales; Asteraceae. The transcript has 4 exons.